UUUUCAGCCCUGCUUGAAUAAACAGGAGGAAGGACCAAGGAGGAGUGCAAGGCACAGAGAAGGCGGGAUUUAUGUGAAGCUGAGAACAGAACAGAAAAACUGAUUGAGCAGUCUGACAGUGAACUUGAGAAUUUAUGAUGGAAGUCAGCGUUGAUUCUCAGGAAAGAGGCCACACGAACAAUCUGACAGGAGCACACAACCCUUCCUCCCUUCCCCCUUUAAGGCCAUGUCGACCCAAGCCGCCUCCUCCAAUCACGAAGUCCUCUCAACAUCCUUCUAGACCUCCUCUACCUCCAUCCACUCCUCCGUCACUCCCUUUAAUCUCCACUCCUACUCCACCUCUCCCGUCUAAUCCACCUCCUUCAUCUCUCCCACCACCUCUCUCCCCGACCCCACACACUUCUGUCAAUACUGAGCCAACUCCCUGCUUAACCCCUCUCCCUUCACCCACAUCCCAGGCAGUGUCAACCUCACUCUCCUGCCUACCUUCGCCCUCCGUCAUUUUGCCACUAUCUUCAACACCAAAGUUGAGCCUUAUGGAUCAAUUGGUGGGGAGCAGCUCAGUAUGGCUUACCAAAGGACUCAGCCAAGAACAGGUCACAUGCAUCCUCAGAGAGGAAGAUGUUGGGGUUUUCUUAGUUCAGAGUGCAGAAGAGCAAGGUAUGAUGCUGUCAGUUCGUCUGCCUGAGGAGCAGGAGGCAUCGCCAGUACAUAACCUGAAGGUCAAACAGCACAAGUCAUUUCUUCACUUAGAUGGUUCCGUUCUGGUUUUUGAUGACAUCUACAAACUCAUCUACUUCUACUGUGUCAGCAGGGACAUUCUGGCUGUGCCAUUGAAGUUACCACAAGCCAUUUCAUUAGCAACACAGAAAGAGGAGCUGGAGAUCAUCUCUGCUAUGUGUACAGACUUUUGGACAUCAGAUAUUAAUCAGAAGACCAAAAACCAGAACCAAGGUUUUGAUCAAAGUCACGAAAAUGAUUAUAUGUACAUCAACCCAAUGACUUUGUUGGAAAAAGAAAACAAGCAGCAAAAAGAUUUUUCUGAGUCCAAACUAGUAAUCAACACGCCUGAAAGCAUAAUCCCCUACUUGCUCAAUGGCGAAUCCCUCCCUAAGGAAAACAACCAGGUCAAAAAUCAGGUUAAAACUAACUCUAACCAGGACACAAAAUUCAAACGGCCUCCUCCCAGGCCUCCUAGCCUAGGAUCAGGCCCAGGGAUGGGCUUGCUCUUCUCAUCUCCUCCUUUAGACAAAUGUUGUACUCCUUUGACCUCUGCGGCUGACAAAAAAGAGGAAGGAAAAGUGGGGGUAGGGGACAAACCAGAAAGGAAGACGGCAUUGAUGUCACAUCCUCCAUCAAGGCCUCCUGUCCCACUGCAGAGUCGAGCCCACCCCUUGCUGCCUCCUGCUCCUCUCCGUCGCACUUCCUCAAGGAACAGUACAGAUGGUUGUGAGAAGGGCCAAAAACCUGUGAAGGGAACAGAAAAAGAAGGGGAGGGACUAAAAGAGCAAGGGAAAACAUGUCUUUUGGGUGACAGUGUUGAACUGUUAAACACUACACCUCAAGCAGAGGCUAAACAGGAUAAUAUGAAGGAGAAAGGGGAUGAAACCUAUAUGGGCAAGGAUAAAGAAGAAGAUAAAUCAAUUGGUCCUCCAUCUUUAGUGAAGAGACCCUCACGACCGGUACCUCAGCCGAGAAAGAAACCAUCCCUAUCAGACAGGCCUGGCAGUGGGUCGGCCAAUCAGAAUGUUGGGAAAAAAGUAGGCCCUCCCUCCCCAAUACGAAGGCCAGAUGUUUCACUCUACUCUCCCCAGGGGUGUGCCAUGAUGGGAACAGAUCCCGACACCUACUCCAACAGCAGCACUGAAGAAGAAGAGGGAGAGACGACCCAGGAGCAAGAUCAAAACCACAGUAACCCUUCAGAAAAUCGCUGCAACAAAAUAAAGCGUACGCCAACUACCAUCAUGUUGGGUAAAGCACGUUCCCGCCUGUCUGGUGUUAUUACCGGCCUCAUCAGUCACGACCGUCGCCUCUCACAACGCAUUGUGGAGCUGGCUAGAGAUCCGCUGAGCUAUUUUGGUAACCUGGUGAAAGAGUACCGAGCGUUCACCCUUGAGACCAUGUCCAACCACUCCACCUCCACCGAGCUGUUGCAGGAGAUCAGGCAGAUGAUGACUCAGUUAAAGAGUUACCUGCUGCAGAGUACUGAGCUGCAGGCCAUGUUGGAGCCACAGCAUCAAUAUUCACAAGAAAAACUAGCAGAGAGCAUCGUCGAAGCUGCUCUGUGUAAGAGCGUAUUGAAGCCACUGAGAGAGCCUAUUUACUGCAAUCUGGAAAAACUGCACACCAAUAAUGGCAGCCUGAAGCAAUUGGCACAGAACCAGUCUGUAGUUCUCAGCAGUACCACCACAGCUCUGGGAGUUACCACCGCUGUCCCAGAAGCCCAAGCUAUGGAGAAGAUAAGCAUGAAAUUUAGUAAUCUGCAUCUUGAGUAUUCUCCUGCGAAGAAAAUUGGCAUACUGCUGAAGGCCUGUAAAAUCAUCUAUGACUCCAUGUCUGUAAGCUGUCCAGGGCGGGCCCAUGGUGCUGAUGACUUCCUGCCUGUAAUGAUGUAUGUCCUGGCUAGAUCUAAUCUGUCAGAUUUACUGCUGGAUGUGGAAUACAUGAUGGAGUUGAUGAAUCCUGCGCUAACAAUAGGAGAAGGGUCAUAUUAUUUGACGACCACUUACGGAGCUCUUGAGCAUAUUAAGACUUUUGACCAGGAGAAGUCAGCUUCACGUCAGUUCAGUAGGGAGAUUCAGGACUCCAUCCAACGUUGGGAGCGACGACGUACACUCAACCAGGAAUGUUCCAGCCAAAGAUCGGUCCAGGACUUCUUGACAGUUUGCUGUCCCGAUACUGGAAGUAAUCCCAAAACUCUCGGCAUCCUUCCUACAACCACGAUCCAACAGCUCACUGAAGAAUGUGCUGCACGCUUUGAACAAGAUUCAUACAUUCUCAGCAUCCAUGAAGAUGGUGUCCGUCGGCCGCUGGCCCCUGGAGAGCUGGCGUUGACUGUGAAAAACAAAUGUCAACCAGGAGCAUAUUGCUUCAUCUAUCACCCCUCAGACCACGGACCAGUCCAACCAGCCUGGCCUGGACGCAGUUGUCCCACUAUCCCGCCGCCACGACCACCCCCACAAAGUACUUUCCAAAACAUUUCAGCAGCAAUCAAUAUUGAAAAGCCAGAAACAGAAACAAGCCUAAUUAGCUGGUAAUUUUUUGCAUGUACAGUGGGGCAAGUAAGUAUUUCGUCAACCACCAAUUGUGCAAGUUCUCCUACUUGAAAAGAUUAGAGUGGCCUGUAAUUGUCAACAUGGGUAAAAUUCAACCAAGAGAGACAGUAUGGGUAAAAAAAAAAAAAAAAAAAAAAAAAAAAACAGAAAAUCAAAUUUUUUAAAGAAUUUAUUUCCAAAUUAGAGUGGAAAAUAAUUAUUUGGUCACCUACAAACAAGCAAGAUUUCUGGCUGUCAAAGAGGUCUAACUUCUACUAACGAGGUCUAACGAGGCUCCGAUCGUAAACUGUAUUAAUGGCACCUGUUUUAACUCAUUAUCGGUAUAAAAGACACCUGUCUACAACUUCAGUCAGUCACACUCCAAACUCCACUAUGGCCAAGACCAAAGAGCUGUCGAAGGACACCAGAGACAAAAUUGUAGACACCAGGCUGGGAAGACUGAAUCUGCAAUAGGUAAAACGCUUUGUGUAAAGAAAUCAACUGUGGGAGCAAUUAUUAGAAAAUGGACAUACAAAAAAAGACAUACAAGACCACUGAUAAUCUCCCUCGAUCUGGGGCUCCAUGCAAGAUCUCACCCAGUGGCGUCAAAAUGAUAACAAGAACGGUGAGCAGAAAUCCCAGAACCACACGGGGGGGACCUAGUGAAUGACCUACAGAGAGCUGGGACCACAGUAACAAAGGCUACUAUCAGUAACACAAUGCGCCGCCAGGGACUCAAAUCCUGCACUGCCAGACGUGUCCCUCUGGAGAAGCCAGUACACGUCCAGGCCCGUCUGCAGUUCGAUAGAGAGCAUUUGGAUGAUUCAGGAGAGGACUGGGAGAAUGUGUUAUGGUCAGAUGAAAUCAAUAUAGAACUUUUUGGUAGAAACACAGGUUCUUGUGUUUGGAGGGGCAAGAAUACUGAAUUGCAUCCGAAGAACACCAUACCCACUGUGAAGCAUGGGGGUGGAAACAUCAUGCUUUGAAGCUGUUUUUCUGCAAAGGGACCAGGAUGACUGAUCUGUGGAAAGGAAAGAAUGAAUGGGGCCAUGUAUCGAGAGAUUUUGAGUGAAAAUCUCCUUCCAUCAGCAAGGGCAUAGAAGAUGAGACGUGGCUGGGUCUUUCAGCAUGACAAUGAUCCCGAACACACAGCCAGGGCAACAAAGGAGUGGCUUCGUAAGAAGCAUUUCAAGGUCCUGGAGUGGCCUAGCCAGUUUCCAGAUCUCAACCCUAUAGAAAAUCUGUGAAGGGAGUUGAAAGUCCGUGUUGCCCAACGACAGCCCCAAAACAUCACUGCUCUAGAGGAGAUCUGCAUGGAGGAAUGGGCCAAAAUACCAGCAACAGUGUGUGAAAAGCUUGGAAAGAGUUACAGAAAACGUUAUUGCCAACAAAGGGUACAUAACAAAGUACCGAUAUGAACUUUUGGUAUCGACCGUAUACUUAUUUUCCACCAAGAUUUGCAAAAAAAAAAUUCUUUAAAACUCAAACAAUGUGAUUUUUUUUUCUUUCCACAUUCUGUCUGUCAUGGUUGAGGUUUACCCAUAUUGACAAUUACAGGCCUCUCUAAUAUUUUCAAGUGGGAGAACUUGUACAAUUAGUGGUUGACUAAAUACUUAUUUGCCCCACUGUAACUGCAACAAUGGUGCUGAAUGCUAGCUGAUUUUGUCCCGAUUUGGUGUCUCGAUAAAGCAAGCAUUUCUCAACUGUUGUUUCUCUUCGGGCCAUAUUCUUUGUGUGCACUGUUCAGAUAAAGUAGAAAUUGACAGCUGCGUAAAAAAAAAUAACAUGGGGUCUGGAACUCCCGUGUUUAAAUACUUUGUUGUAACUGCAAUACAAUCAUUUUGUUGUUAUGCAUUUCGUUUUUAAUAAACCUGCAUCUGGCAA
Molecule: messenger RNA, 5138 nt
Organism: Corythoichthys intestinalis (scribbled pipefish)
Lineage: Eukaryota; Metazoa; Chordata; Actinopteri; Syngnathiformes; Syngnathidae
Gene: rin3
Product: Ras and Rab interactor 3
Exons: 14
Coding region: 135-3257 (1040 amino acids)
Biological process (GO): vesicle-mediated transport
Cellular component (GO): endocytic vesicle; cytosol
Molecular function (GO): small GTPase binding; guanyl-nucleotide exchange factor activity
Source: RefSeq, a predicted model, not a curated record